CUCCAUAAAGCACAUCUGAGCAGAAUUUGAAUUUUCAAACGCUUAUGGCUACAGGCUUUAAAACGCUAGCUCCUGAGACCAGCUAAUGUAUGGCAUUGAACAGAAAACCAAAUACCCCAUGUUCUCACUCCAAGUGGCAACUUAACAUUCGGAAGACAUGGACAUAAAAAAGGAAACAGCAGACACUGUGGCCUACUAGAAGGGGCACUGAAAACGCGCUAAACGCACCCCAAAGACGAUAUACCCACGUAACCAACCUGCGCAGGUACCUUCCAAGCCUAAAAAGUUAAAGGAAUUAGAAAACGUUACAACGGAGCGUUUAGUUAGACAACGUAAGAGUACCGAUCCAUGCACACUAUAGUUACAGCGAGAAAGAACCGGCAAAAAGUAAACACAAGAUCGUCAAGCUUAUUAAGGUCCAUUCACACACCACAAACGAAAUAAUAAUGAUCCUCUAAGUUCAGGUCAGAUGGGUAAUGUGCCGACGUCGUAACAAGGUUUAAGGGUAGCACAUCUCACGCAAGCGUGUGAACACCCAAUCAUCAUGCUCAUGAACUACAAAAGGAUCAGCGCAAGGCUGCAUGUUAAGAAGCUCCAAGAAUGUGCCACUGAUUUUACAGAUAGGGUGACUACCGUAAUGCAAUACGUCCGGUCGUCACAUAUAAAAUCCUGGAUAUUUUCAAAGUCACACUGAAAUUCUGUGGUGAUUCUUUUGUUUCUACCUUAGCAAAGAAAAACAGAAAUACAAUUAGCCAGCGGAUCAUUAUAUAUGUAAAUUUAUUCUCCAUAAUUCCACCUUUCUGUCAUUUUUCCCGAGUCUGGAUCUUAAUAGCUUUACGACCGUACGUCGUGAAAUGAGAAGGCGUUGCCGCAGUGCUGGCGGAAGCUAGCCUUGUGCUUUGCGGCAGCAAUAUGAGCUAGGUCCGGAUCCUGUAGACGCUGGGGUGCACGAGCGGCUGCAGUUCUCUUUGGGUGAUCGCUUCGUCUCUCUUCAGCGGAUCCCUCCCCGCCUCCAUUCUUAUCCUGUGGGAGAGACCAGCCUUCUGGUACUACAGUCAGGAAUGGAGCUUGACAACGCUCAGGAAACCCCAUCGCAGGAAGACUCUUCUUUGUGCGGGGAGAUAUCUCCUCCGGUCCUUGAACAGGCCUUCUCCAAAAUUUUACACUGUUUUACCGGCCCGGAGGCACGACGAGGCAACGCAAGAGAUGUAGCUCUUAAAGACCUCGGUGAUUUAAUAGAAGCCACCGAAUGUGUUAGGUUAUUUGAGGGGAGUGGUGCCCAGCUCCGCGGAAUGUUAGAGACACUGGGGAAGGUGGCAAAAGCCCUGGAGCAGUAUGCAGCCCCACCCAAGGAAGAGGAAGGUGGAGGUGCUAGGCACUCGGAAGUGGCCGAGAAAGCAGCCACAGUUGGGUUACUGUUUCUUAAGCUAUUGGGGAAAGCUGAGACUGCUAAGAAUUCUCUGGUCGGCCCUGCAUGGCAGACAGGCUUGCAUCACUUGGCAGGACCCGUUUGUAUUUUUGCCGUCACACAUAGCUUGGAGCAACCAUGGACCACUCCGAGAUCUCGGGAAGUUGCUAGGGAGGUCCUCACCUUACUGCUUCAAGUUACGGAAUGCGGUUCUGUAGCAGGAUUCCUACGUGGAGAAAAGGAAGAUGAGAAAGGGAGACUUUCAGUGAUAUUAGGGCUUCUCAAACCCAACUUGAAUAAGGAAUCCUGGAAGAAUAACCCUGCCAUCAAACAUGUUUUCUCAUGGACUCUGCAACAGGUCACUCGGCCCUGGCUGAGCCAAUAUCUGGAAAGGGUACUUCCCGCAUCAUUGCUCAUCUCAGAUGAUUAUCAGACUGAGAACAAAAUCCUGGGUGUACACUGUCUCCAUCACAUAGUGCUUAAUGUGCCAGCUGCUGAUUUGCUCCAGUAUAACAGAGCGCAGGUUUUAUACCAUGCCAUUUUCAACCACCUGUACACACCAGAGCACCACCUCGUUCAGGCUGUGCUCCUGUGCCUGCUGGAUUUAUUCCCCAUCCUGGAGAAAACCGUGCACUGGAAAGGAGAUGGAGCUCGACCCACCACCCAUUGUGAUGAGGUCCUGCAGCUGAUCCUGACUCACAUGGAGCCAGAGCACCGCCUUCUUUUACGCAGGACCUAUGCAAGAAACCUGCCGGCUUUUGUGAAGAGGUUGGGGAUCCUAACUGUCCGGCACUUGAAGAGGCUGGAGAGAGUCAUCAUUGGUUAUCUGGAGGUUUAUGAUGGACCUGAGGAGGAAGCCAGAUUGAAGAUAUUGGAAACCCUAAAACUUCUCAUGCAACAUACUUGGCCCAGAGUUUCCUGCAGACUUGUGGUCUUAUUGAAGGCUCUCUUAAAACUGAUAUGUGAUGUAGCAAGGGAUCCAAGCCUUACACCCCAGUGUGUUAAGAGCUCCCUGCUACAGGAGGCCACAGACUGCCUGAUUCUCCUGGACUGCUGCUCUCAAGGACGGGUGAAGGGUCUCCUGGCCAAAAUUCCCCAAAGCUGUGAAGACAGCAACGUGGUGAACUGUAUCAGAAAAGUCCAGCAGAUUUCUGAAGGCGCUCCCUAUGAUGGAACUUAAGACUUGCAUUACUUUCCCAAGACAGAAGGACUCGUUCCAUCCCAAAUUGUUUGAAUGGAGUUAUUUAAGAAAAAAGGUAUUUUUACAC
Molecule: messenger RNA, 2676 nt
Organism: Callithrix jacchus (white-tufted-ear marmoset)
Lineage: Eukaryota; Metazoa; Chordata; Mammalia; Primates; Cebidae
Gene: TTI2
Product: TELO2 interacting protein 2
Cellular component (GO): nucleus; cytosol; TTT Hsp90 cochaperone complex
Source: RefSeq, a predicted model, not a curated record